This is a messenger RNA of Cynoglossus semilaevis (tongue sole), 2057 nucleotides long. It is a transcript of the gene slc2a1c, whose product is annotated as solute carrier family 2 member 1c. Bases 1 to 1500 code for a protein of 499 amino acids. Gene Ontology annotation, cellular component: plasma membrane. Lineage: Eukaryota; Metazoa; Chordata; Actinopteri; Pleuronectiformes; Cynoglossidae. Gene Ontology annotation, biological process: dehydroascorbic acid transport. The transcript is spliced from 10 exons. The record is from RefSeq and is a predicted model, not a curated record. Gene Ontology annotation, molecular function: D-glucose transmembrane transporter activity.
AUGGCGUUUCAUGAGAAUGUAAAAAAAAAGAUAAUUCCAUACCACUGUUUGGUUUCUGCACAGAGCCAUUUGACGCCAACACUCUUCACCUCCAUCCUGGCAGCCGUGCUGGGAUCCUUGCAGAUCGGUUACCACACCGGGAACAUCAACGCUCCAGCCAGGAUUAUUGAAGAGUUCUUCAACCACACCUGGAGAGACAGACACAACCAGACGAUUUCAGAUCACAGUCUGACUCUCCUGUGGUCACUUUCAGUCAGCAUUAAAGACUUUGGAGCCUUGCUGGGGUCACUGGGCGUCAAAUACGUGGCAGAUUCGUACGGAAGGCGCAACUCCAUCCUGAUAGUGAACAGUCUUUCCAUGGUGGGGGCAUGUUUGAUGUUUGCGUCCAAGGCCAGCAGGUCAUUUGAGGUUCUCAUCCUAGGGCGCUUGGUGUUUGGCCUGUUCUGUGGGCUGGUGAUGAGUCUGAAUCCACUCUACAUCCAAGAAGUCUCCCCCACUGAUCUGAGAGGGGCCUUUGCUACACUCAACCAGGUUUCCUUUGCCACAGGAAUAUUGGUGGGAAUGGUGGCUGGUCUGGAGUCAGCCCUUGGCACAGAGCACUACUGGGCCAUGAUGCUGUCCCUGUCUCUGAUCCCAGCCCUGAUUCAGUACCUGGUCCUGCCAUUCUGCCCUGAGAGCCCACGAUAUUUGCUUAUAAACAAAGGGGAGAUGAGCAAGGCAGAGGCAGCUCUGCUGAGACUGAGAGGCAGUAGUGACAAAGUGUUCGCUGAGCUGGAGGAAAUGAAAGAAGAAGCCGCUCACACUCAGAGCGGAGUAACCAUCCAUGAGUUCUUCAAGAAACGCAGCUACAGGCAGCCAAUCAUCAUCGUCCUCAUCGUCAACCUAGGCAGCCAGCUGUCUGGAUUCAACGCGAUCAUCAAUUACUCAACCAGAAUGUUUCAGGCCAAGUUUGAUGAAGCCAAAUACCUGACUCUGGGCGUGGGUGCUGUCAAUGUGACUUUCACCUUGGUAGCAUUCUUCCUGAUGGAGAGGGCAGGGAGGAGAAGGCUGCUCCUCACUGGGUUCAUCUCCAUAGCUGUGUGCAACCUAUUAAUGACCAUCGUGGACUCUGUCCUGUGCCUGGCUCCAGGACUUCGAAGCAUCCAGGUCCUGCUGGUUUUCUGCCUGAUUUCAGCCUACGAACUGGGCCCUGGACCUAUCUCUUGGUUCAUCGCAGCUGAGCUGUUUGACCAGCCCAGCAGACCCAUUGCUAUGGCCUUCACCAGCAUGCUGAACUGGGGAGGGAAGUUUGUCCUGGCACUGCUCUUCCCUCCUUUACUGAAAAUCUGUGGCGAGUACGUCUACCUCCUGUUCAUGGCUGUGGCUCUGACGGCCUUCACCUUCACCUGGAUUCGUCUGCCUGAGACUAAAGGUCGCACCUUUGAUGAUAUUGCAGAAGAGUUCAGAGGAGCAGAGGGGAUUCCUCUGCACAACAAAGCUGGGUUUAACACUUUCAACUAAACUUUGGCUUCAUGGUACAGUUACAGGGUCAGUUUAUUCUAUUGAUGAAAAGAAGGUGCAGAAAUAUACCUGUAAACCUGACAUUUGACUGAGGGCUUUGUUGUUUUUGUUCUUUUUUUUCCCCCUUUCUUUUCUGAUUUAAGUGUUUGUUUCUGAUGUCUUUCAAAUUUACUCAACUUAAGUGACAGUAGCUACACGCUCACAUUAACUUUUUUCAAAGACUGAGUAAAGAAAAUAACUGUCUAACCAACAAAAAGGCCGAAUUAAAGGCCAUGGUUGACUUCAGAACUCAUGAAAAAUAUGGAUAUUUUACAAUAAACUAAUGUAUGUAUGCUUUACUGUUUUAUAGUAGACUUAUAAAAAGCAAAUCAUCAGUCAAAUGUCUGACCUCAGACUUCAGCUGUUCUGUUUCACAGCAGUCAAAAAUAAUUCUGAAACAAAUGUGUCCUUUUCUGAGCCAAAUGAACCUUAAAAACAUAGAUGGUAGUAAACCAUGUGUCCUACAUCUAGGACUAGAACGUUUUAUUUGAAAGUUGGAUUUCUGCUGUGGUGCACAA